AUGAUGGAAGUUCAAGACCUGAAGCUUGUGCCAAUUUUACUCCUUUCCUCGGGUCCAGGAAGGCUCAACCCUCUGAACUUAUAUAUUUUAUUCCGACAGGAUGAAGUCGGAGCCCCCGGAAUAGUGGUGGGUGUUUCUGUGGAUGGAAAAGAAGUGUGGUCUGAAGGUCUGGGUUACGCUGAUGUAGAGAACCGUGUGCUUUGCAAGCCAGAAACCAUCUUCCGCAUUGCCAGCAUUAGCAAAUCGCUGACGAUGGUUGCUGUUUUAAAACUGUGGGAAGAAGGAAGGCUGGAUUUAGAUGCCCCAGUGCAGAACUAUGUUCCAGAAUUUCCUGAGAAAGAAUAUGAAGGUGAAAAGGUCACCAUUACGACCAGACUGCUGGCUUCUCAUUUAAGUGGGAUUCGCCACUAUGAGAAGGACGUUUCCAAAGUUAAGGAGGAAAAGGAAAAGGCAAACAAGUCUCGGAAAGCUGCAGACGAUGCCGCCAGAUCGACCCAGAAAGAGAAGGAAGACAAAGGCUCUGAAAGGAGCCCCCCAGCAAAAGGGGGGCCGGAAGAGGAAGGCGGCCGUGCCAAGAGCGGAAGGAAGAAAAAAGAGUUUGACCAGGAGGAAUAUUACCUGAAGGAAAAAUUUGAUAAUGUCAUAGACUCACUGAAUAUGUUUAAAAAUGACCCACUCUUCUUUAAACCAGGUAGUCAGUUUUUGUAUUCAACUCAUGGAUUUACUCUGCUGAGUGCUGUUGUGGAGAGAGCCUCGGGCCAGAAAUUCACAGACUACAUGCUGAAAAUAUUUCGUGACCUGGAUAUGAUGAUGACAGGACUGGAUGAAAAUGAGCCCCUGGUGUACAACAGAGCCAGAUACUACAUUCACAACAAAAAAGGCCGGCUUGUCAACGCACCCUACGUGGACAACUCCUACAAGUGGGCUGGGGGCGGCUUCCUCUCCACGGUGGGCGACCUCCUUAAAUUUGGGAACGCCAUGCUGUAUGGCUAUCAGCUUGGCCUGUGGGAAAAGCUUCCCCCUGGACUCCUCCCUGGCUACCUCAAGCCCAGCACCACAGCCAUGAUGUGGACGGCCGUCCCAAACACAGAGGCCUCCUGGGACAAGGAUGGGAAAUACGGGAUGGCGUGGCUUGUUGUGGAAAACAAGCAGGAGUGCGGCUUCUGCCGGCGCCAGCGACACUACACCUCCCACACCGGUGGAGCGGUGGGUGCCAGCAGUGUGCUGCUCAUUCUUCCUGAAGAAUUGGACUCUCAGGCUGCCAACGGGGUCUCUCUGGUCCCACCCCGUGGUGUGGUUGUCACGGUUAUUUGUAACAUGCAGUCUGUUUCCCUGAACACCACUGCCUUAAAGAUUGCGAUGGAAUUUGAAAAGGACAAGUUAGCACAACAUGAUAAUAGAGACCGCUUCCCGGACUAAGCAUGGUUCCGAAAGAAAGGGAGGAAGCGGUGUGUGCUGGACGGUAUUUACGCUUCUGAAAGGAUCCCUUUGCAAAGAAGGGUCCCCUCCUGUGCAGAGUGCACCACUGAGAACUUGCUGCUCGGAGAAGCAGCCGAAGGGGGUCAAAGGACAGCUUGGGACACAGAGGAAAGAAGUUCACCACACAGUUGCCCAAAGUGCCAACAUGGAUUGCUUUGCCAUCGGAGCAAACAUGGGUGCCCAUCUUAACCUUUUACUACUACUUUUUUAUUUCGAAUUGAGGAAAAGUUGAUAUCUGUAAAACAAAUAUCCCCUCUCAAAGCUGGAGGAUUGAGUCCUGACCCUUAUAGACAGAUCUGCAUGCUCUUUGCGUCCAACUGGUGUGUGAAUGGUGGUAGCCCAAACAGCUACGCUAGCAAAGUUACAUGGUGCUUCAGAAUCUGUAGCCUGCGUAAUUGGAUUGUGAACUGCCCAGAGAGGGUUUUUGGCACCAUGGGGCCGUAUAUAAAGCAAACACUUUUUUCCUUUGCUUUUUUCCCAACACAAGUGUGGACAAGCGAUCCUUGUGGACUCGGCGCGACUGUUGUACACUCUUUCAGAGAUGGUUUCAGUUGUUCUGUUUAUCCACAUUUCAGCCUCUCUUCACUUUCAAUACUUUGCUGCAAAUCUGAUUUUCAAAAGAUGCAUGUGUUUUAAAAGGCAACACGAUGUUUUAAGAUUUUCUUGACAGCUGGAAUUCCAUAUGCACUCACUUGGGAGUAAACCCUGUUGAAUAAACGGGACUUGCUUUCAAGCAAGUGUGCAUAGUUUCAGGCUAGAAGAGUCUAACCUUGCACUUUUUCUUGCAUUUAUCCACUUUCUACAAGUUCUGUUGAGGAAAUAUUUCUUCGUUCUUGCACUCUGCACCCAUCUGUGACAUCACUAAGGCAAACUUGCCCUUACUCUACUCCUCAGAGUAGGUGCUGUCAGUUCACCUACUUUUCUUUUGCUUCUCGCAUCCUGACUUUCGGUUGCUUUUUCCCCCCCUGAGUUGCUGAGGGAAGACAGAUCUCGCGCUUUGCUUGCCCUCAGUGAAAUUCCUGCUGUAGUUUUGUCUUUUCCCUACCUGACAAGGGGUGCUAAUA
Pogona vitticeps (central bearded dragon) is the source of this 2543-nucleotide messenger RNA. NCBI's taxonomy places the organism in Eukaryota, Metazoa, Chordata, Lepidosauria, Squamata, Agamidae. The record is from RefSeq and is a predicted model, not a curated record.